This is a messenger RNA of Racocetra fulgida, 240 nucleotides long. The record is from the annotation of a GenBank genome assembly. Lineage: Eukaryota; Fungi; Glomeromycota; Glomeromycetes; Diversisporales; Gigasporaceae.
UUUACUAUUUAAUAAAUAUUUCUUUUUAUCUGGCACUUAAAUCUUUUGGAGCACAACAUUUACGCGAACAUCCUGUGAUAGAUGCACUAGUAAAAUUGAAGAAGACUUUAGGUAAAUUAGAGAGAUUGGAACAUUGGAGUGAUCAUGAUAAUAAUAUGGCAGAUGAUAACGAUAAGGAAGAAGAACCAAUUGAUUUCUAUAAUAUGGUGAAAGAAGCUAAAAACGCUGCAAAAGAGCAGC